This is a messenger RNA of Rotaria socialis, 3384 nucleotides long. Lineage: Eukaryota; Metazoa; Rotifera; Eurotatoria; Philodinida; Philodinidae. The record is from the annotation of a GenBank genome assembly.
AUGGAUGAAUCUUCUUCGUCAAGUCUUGUUUCAGUUAAUCCACCGGAAACCGUACCCUAUAUUAAAUGUAAUUUUUUAGAUAAAGAUACAGAUCUCAAUGAAAAUCCAGUAUGGAACAAUGAAAUUGCUUUAUUACUUUCAUAUUGGCUUCAACAAAGAGCUAAUCAUGAUGAUAUCUUUGGAAGUUUUCGUUCAGCAAAUGCACAUACGGAUAGUUUGGGUGAAGUUGAUGUUAUAUCCGAUGCUGAGCACAUCAAAAAAUUACUGAAAGUUCCAUUUAAUAAACAUAGUCAAAUAUCAAUGAUUGUACAUCGCUUAGGACGAACUAUACUUCUCGAUGAGUUUGAUGUUCAUUCGCAUUUAUUACGCCUUGAAAAGAAUGAAUGGACAUGGUUUCGAGAUUUUUUUCUUGAUACAAUUUUACGAAAUAUUUCUGUUAAACAUUUCUAUAAAAAAAAUAAAUCACGUGAUGAACUUAUACGAAAAGAUCGUCUCGUUAAGUUUUUAUGUCAAAGUGUUGAAUUGCCUCAAUUGCCACGCUCAAAUUCGAAUACUACUGACGAAUCUCAAUCUACGGAAGCACCAUCAACAAACAAUGAAUCAACAACUACAACAGCUGCAGCCUUGUUACAACAAAUAAAAGAUCUUGUUAAUGCAAGCAAUAAUCUUGAAGAUGAUAAUGAUGAAAAUCAAAACGAAAAUUGUACUUCAUCACCAUUUCAACGAACGGUUAAUUGGACAUUUGAAAAUAUGAAAAUGUUAAUUGGAUCAGAUUUACCUAUUUUCGGGGAUGAACAACAUCCAGCUGUUAGUCUUCGUUUAAGAGAAAUGAAUAAACCAAUAAAUGUUUUAACUGGUAUUGAUUGUUGGCUUGAUAAUUUAAUGUGUAACGUUCCUGAAUUAGCAAUGUGUUAUCAUGUUGAUGGUAUUGUUCAAUCAUAUGAAAUAAUUAAAACAGAAGAUAUACCCUAUCGUGAGGGUUGUCAAUUUCCUCCAGGCGUUGUUCGAGAUCUAGCGACUAAUCUUCUUUCAUUUCUUAAAGCAAAUGCAACCAAAGAAGGACAUACAUAUUGGUUAUUUAAGGGUCCCGAUGAUGAUAUUGUUAAAUUAUAUGAUUUAACGAGUUUAUGUGAAACCGAUCGUGAUGAUAAUCCUUAUACGUUACCCGUUGCAACGUUGCUUUAUAAAAUGGCACAUAAUAUGGUAUUGAAAUCUGAUUAUGAAACACGUUUAAAAGAAUCUGGCACAAUACGUACAUUACUCAAACAUUGUUUAGAUAUGCUUGACCCAGAGAAAUUUCCCGAAUACUAUUGUGCUGCUGCAUAUAUGAUGUCGGAUCUAUUUAUUGAUGAUAAUAUUACUGAACGAAAUUGGACGUAUGAUGAAAAUGAUUUGACAGAUUCGGAAUCGUCAAAAAAUACUUUAUCGUUUGAAAAAGAAAAAGAAUCAGUUACAUUUGCUUGUGUUGAUAUUAAAACACUGGUGCAAUCGAAAAAACAUCAUUUCCGUGAAAAUCAAGAUGUACCACGUCUCGGUCCUGUUCAUGGUAAUCUUGAAGGACGAGCAAGAGAAGCAUUGAAAUAUUUAGUCACGGCACUACGCAGUAAUAUAGUUUAUCGUCGUAUACAAGCAACUAAAAGUCCCGAUGAAAAAGACCAAAAAGCCGAUGAAAUUAAUCAAAAAUCAAAAUUGAUUGUUCCAUUACCUUAUCAAACGACUCGAAACUGUACAAAAUUUUUAAUCGAUAGUAAAAACCGUUUGACAGGUGAUCAACGUUUAAAAUCGAUUAUUCUACACAAAGCAGCCUCAGCUUAUUUUUGUCUUGUUGAUCGUUGUGAACAAGAUAAAAACUAUGGGUCUUGUUUACGUUAUCUUCGAUUAGCACUUAAUUGUUACAGUGCGGAAUUUAAACUUCAAUCGAGAGAUCAAAAUAAUACUGAUUGUAAAAAAUUAUUAUCCUAUAUUAUGAGUAUAGCUGGCGAUUGUCGUUUAAUGAUCGGGCACGUCACAUCAACAGAAGAAAUCGAUAAAUUCCGUGAACAAUAUCAAAUUAUGAGUGAUAUUGAUUCUGAAAUUCAAAGUGUAAUCAAUGAAGUUGGAAUAGAUGAAAAUUCUUCCGAAUUCUCUUGGGUAUAUGAAUUAACACCAAUUAUUGAACGUAAUCUAUCAGCUAGCGCGCAUGCGUAUGAGUACGCAAUUAAUAUUGUUCAAAGUCUUGGUGAUCAUGAGAAAGAACGUCUUCAUCUGUUAGUAAAACGUUUGGGUAAUGUUAGAAAUGAAACGGGAGUUUAUUGGAUGAAUCAUUGUGCUCAAGAAUUAAAAGAUAUGAAUGAAGAAAUACCAAAAGAUCUAAAAAAUUUAUUCCGAAAAAGUUUCGAAAGUUUUGAUGCUGGAAUUCGGGCAUUUGAAAAAAUCAAUGAUAUAUCAAAUGUUGCAUUAUUACAUUCAAAUCUUGGCCGAUUGAUGAGAUAUUAUGCACAAUAUUAUGUUCCGUUAGUUGACGGCGUACGACAGGAAUUUUCUCAACAAGAACGACAAAGUUAUCAUAAAGCUUUUGACUAUUAUAUACGUGGAUUAAAAAUUGUUGAAAAUCGUACAGAACUAUUUGAGAUUUAUCGAACAUUAUCAUGGGAAUUAUCAAAUAGUUAUUUUGCAAUGGCUAUAUCACUUCAAGAUUUUGCACCAUUGAGUACGACUUCACAAGAAGAUGUUGAAAAAGAAGUUAUUGAAUGUAUGACACGUGCAUUGAAAUAUCUCGACGUUGAACUUCAUUAUCCAACAUCAAAUCGUUAUUUACUAGCAAAAUAUCGUGCUGGUACAGUUCAUCAUCGAUUAGCAUCCUUAUUACAUAAUGCUUUUCGAACAGAAGAUAGUAAAACUCGUCGAAAACAUUUACGUUCUUUAGCUUCAUUACAUUAUGAAAAGGCCUUGAAACUAUUUUCACCUAAUGAUAAUCCACUCGAAUAUCUACGGCUUUUAAUUGAAGAAGUUGCUCUAGCUGACUUUGAACUUCAAAAUGCAAAUGACAAUUCAUCACGUUUAAAAUAUUCUCAACAAGGGUUACGUGCUUCAUUUCAAUGUCAACAAACGAUUGGUAUUAUUGAUGAGCAUCGACAAAGUUCGGAUCCCGAUGAUUAUAAUGAAUCAUUUGUACAAGAAGCACAACGUCUUUUGUCUAUAUUAAAUGGGCGUAUACAAACUUUUCUCAAAGAAAUCGUUAAAAUCUUAAAAAGUACAAGCAGUAAAAAAAUUAUGUAUGAAGAUUACAAAGAAAUGUAUAGUAUAUCACUGAGACUAACUGAUACAGCGGCAACAUUUCCACGUGACUUAUAUGAUGCCAUUGAACGCGUCAAAAAAAUCUAUGAUAAAAAUACCAGUGACUAA